This is a messenger RNA of Salvelinus namaycush (lake trout), 3316 nucleotides long. RefSeq names its product heterogeneous nuclear ribonucleoprotein R-like. Bases 217 to 2112 code for a protein of 631 amino acids. The transcript has 11 exons. Gene Ontology annotation, molecular function: mRNA binding. Gene Ontology annotation, cellular component: nucleus; ribonucleoprotein complex. The record is from RefSeq and is a predicted model, not a curated record. NCBI's taxonomy places the organism in Eukaryota, Metazoa, Chordata, Actinopteri, Salmoniformes, Salmonidae.
GGGGCUAUAGUUAGGUUGAUGCGUACCACUUCGUCGCAGAGUGGUGCUGGUGUUUUGCGAGCGACUGGACAGUCUCAAACUGUCUCGUGGGUAGAUUCAACCAUACUAUUCAUAUUGGAUAACUAUUUUGGUUGAUUGUUGCAAAAUAUAUUUUUUCGAUACUGUUAUUUUCCUGGAGAAGAUAGUUUUUGUCUUGUCUAUUUUUUUCUCAAGAGAAUGGCUGCCGACGAGGUGAAUGGUAGUUCUGCCCAGGUGAGGGAGGAAGAGGAGCCUAUGGAAGUCACUGCCGAAUCCGAGCACACAGAGAACUACCAGACACUAAUCGAUGCCGGACUGCCGCAGAAAGUGGCAGAGAGUCUCGACAACGUAUUCUCAACCGGGUUGGUGGCGUAUGCUGACCUGGACGAGAGGGCCAUCGAUGCUCUGCGGGAGUUCAAUGAAGAGGGAGCACUGUCUGUACUGUUGCAGUUCAAAGAAAGUGACCUGUCCCAUGUGCAGAACAAAAGUGCUUUCCUUUGUGGAGUCAUGAAGACUUACAGACAGAGGGAAAAGCAAGGAAAUAAAGUACAAGAAUCCACCAAGGGGCCUGAUGAGUCCAAGAUCAAGGCUCUGCUGGAGCGGACAGGAUACACCCUGGACGUAACUACGGGACAGAGGAAAUACGGCGGGCCUCCACCAGAGGAAGUGUUCCAAGGAGCACAGCCUGGGAUUGGAACUGAGGUGUUUGUGGGAAAGAUCCCUAGAGAUCUGUAUGAAGACGAGCUGGUGCCACUGUUUGAAAAGGCGGGCCCUAUCUGGGACCUGAGGCUAAUGAUGGACCCCCUGUCGGGUCAGAACCGGGGCUACGCCUUCAUCACCUUCUGCGGCAAGGAUGCAGCAGCUGAGGCUGUGAAACUUUGUGAUAACUAUGAAAUCCGGUCUGGGAAGUACCUUGGAGUGUGUAUAUCUGUAGCAAACAACCGCCUGUUUGUUGGAUCAAUCCCAAAGAACAAGACCAGAGAGAGCAUAUUGGAGGACUUCGGCAAAGUCACAGAGGGGCUUCAGGAAGUGAUUCUCUACCACCAGCCUGACGACAAGAAGAAGAAUCGUGGCUUCUGUUUCCUGGAGUACGAGGACCACAAGUCAGCAGCCCAGGCCCGCCGCCGCCUCAUGAGUGGCAAGGUGAAGGUGUGGGGGAACCCGGUCACUGUUGAGUGGGCCGAUCCAGUCGCUGAGCCCGAUCCGGAUGUCAUGGCUAAGGUGAAAGUCCUGUUUGUCAGGAAGCUGGCCACCCCGGUCACAGAAGAGCUACUGGAGAAGACCUUCUCUGCGUUUGGAAAGUUGGAGCGGGUGAAGAAGCUCAAAGACUAUGCCUUUGUCCACUUUGAGGACAGGGACGCAGCUGUGAAGGCAAUGGCAGAAAUGAAUGGGAAGGAGCUUGGGGGAGAGGAGAUUGAGAUAGUCCUGGCCAAGCCCCCAGACAAGAAGAGGAAAGAGCGGCAGGCUCAUCGCCAGACCACCAGAAGCCCAGGGUAUGAUGACUAUUACUACUACCCACCGCCACGCAUGCCUCCACCAGGUAGGGGCAGGGGCCGUGGUGGCCGCGGGGGCUAUGCCGCCUAUCCCCCAGACUACUACAGCUACGAGGACUACUACGAUGACUACUAUGACUAUCACGACUACCGUGGGGGUUACGAGGACCCCUACUACGGUUACGACGACGUGUACAGCAUGAGGGGCCGUGGCAGCCGGCCAAGCAGGGGAGGUCCGCCCCCACCCAGGGCCCGCGGAGCACCACCCACACGAAGCCGAGGGGGCUAUGCCCAGAGGGGGCCACCAGUCGGAGGGCCCAGGGGUGGCAGAGGGGGCCGGGGGGGACCUUUCCAGCCACAGAGGGGCCGUGGUACCCGAGGAGCCAGGGGGAACCGCGGGGGCAAUGUGGGAGGGAAGAGGAAGGCGGACGUCUUCAACCAGCCUGACUCCAAACGCCGGCAGACCAACCAGCAGAACUGGGGGUCUCAGCCCAUCGCCCAGCAGCCCCUGCAGCAAGGGGCCGACUAUUCCGGUAACUAUGGUUACAGUAAUGACACCCUGGAGUUUUCACAGGAUUCUUAUGGGCAGCAGUGGAAGUAGAUGCGUCAAUCACUAUUUGGCAAAAUAAAAUAAAAAGACAGAAAAAAAACGUAAGAAGUUUGGCAACACUUUUUUUUCCUUUUUUUUUUAUCCCUCACGGGGAAAAAAUAUUUCACUCAGAGAAGAAAUGGACAGACCCCCAGAAUUGGCACAACAUGAUUGGCUGGAAUAGCAUUUUGGCCUGAAGAUGUGAAUGUAACCAUUUUGCUGAAUCAUUUCUUACGGUUACAUGGGACGUAUGUCUUAAAACGCACAUCACUUUUACCUUCCAACAUUGUGUUUGUUUCUUUUAAAGCCAACAAUGAGCAUUUUAAAUGUGGACAUUAUUUUUCAAAAGUCUGAGAGGCUGUUAAAAUCAUGAUAUUGCCUUGCAGGAAAGUUUGUGUCCAAGCCCCUCCCUCCCCUACCUGUGUUUCCCUUAUUUCUGUUUUCUAACAGUAGCAUAGGGACUUGCUUGUAAAUAGUUGCUUGUGGCUAGAGCUUCAUAUAAAAAAAAAUGCCGUGAUGGAGAAAAUCAACAGGAAGGAGAGAAUUUAAAAGUUUUGUAACGUUGAAAGUGUAUGUCUAGCAUUUCUAGAGGUAGAUCAAUUGUGUUUUUUAAAACUGAUAUUAUUAUAUAACUUCCUAUGUUUUCUUUAAACUUGCCCGUUAGAAUUUGGUUUGGCUUACCUUAAAAGCCAUAGCAGUUUGUUCUCUGAUGUUUGUAUUUAUAACUUUUACCUUUGUUCCAUUUCAAUAAAACUCAGUUGAGCAUCAUUCAAUUGUCAGAUAACUUCAAAUUCAAUGGUGUCAUUCAGUAUAUGAGUCUACUUCUAAUCCUACCUCAAAUUUCACAGAUUUUGUCUGCUUUUUGCUCCAAGAAUAAAUCAAGAGAUAAUGAAAUUGUCAUACCAAAAGAAUGAAUGGCAGAGCACAAAUGUUUUGAAUGACUGAAAAAAAAAAGAUGAACACUUUAUUUUCCAGGAUAUCCCACCCUCUUAUGAUCUGAUGAAAGUUAAAAGAUAUACAAGUGAAAUUAACAUAAUAGUUGUACAUUUGUAUACCGAUGAGGUAAAAAAAAAUCUGCAAUCUUUUACAUUGGACUCAACAUCAAGACCAGAACAACUAAUCAUUUAAAUGCAUUCCCCUUCCCUGAAGGCAUUGGAUCAGUUGCAACUCACCUCUCAAACACCAUGAGGCCCAAUUACACAGUAAAAAAAAAAAA